AUGUUAGUGGAAAUAAUCUCGAUACUGGCUACGUUGCGGCUCGUCAUCGGGCACUUUGCUGCUUUUUCAAAUGCAAGCUGCCUUUUGAAGGGCAACACCGUACUCAAGCGGGGCAAAACAGGAAAAAAAAAGAAAAGAAAAAAAAAGAAAAAGGAACUGAACGGUUUAACAAUGUUGCUUCACAACCAUCGUGGCCCAACGCUAUUCGGAGAGCACAAGGAAACACAGUCUCCUUACACAUAGAAAUCGUCGCAAGACUAUCUACAAUUGAGAAAUGGGGAGCUUUCGAAACGUCGAGUGUCGAUAUCAGUUUAGUUUGUCGUCUAAAGUUAGAAAAAUGUCUUGAGACUUUAGCCUGCAGUAUGCCUCGCAAACGACCUCCUUAA
Molecule: messenger RNA, 386 nt
Organism: Heterotrigona itama
Lineage: Eukaryota; Metazoa; Arthropoda; Insecta; Hymenoptera; Apidae
Source: the annotation of a GenBank genome assembly